AUCCAAAUGUAAAGACACAAACAUGUGCUGAAUGAUAAAAAUUAAUUGAAUAUGGGUUACUAUACAAUUACUAAAUACCGUUACACAAAUUCGUCAUUCAAAUCGUAGCAUACGCCACAUUUGAAUCAUUUACAAAUCAUGAAUUCAUGAAAACUUUCGGAGUGAGUCAUCCCGUGGGGAUCCGGGUUAGAAUAGGUCCUCAGUACCCCUUGCUUGUCGUAAGAGGCGACUAAAUGAAACGGUCCUUCGGAUGAAACCGAAAAAAACCGAGGUCCCGUGUCACAGCAGGUGUGGCAUGAUAAAGAUCCCUCCCUGUUCAAUGGCCAUAAGCGCCGAGCAUAGGCCUAAAUUUUGUAGCCCUUCACCGGCAGUCUCCAUAUGAGUGAAAUAUUCUCGAGAGGGACGUUAAACAAUAUUCAAUCAAUCAAUCGGAGUGAGUCAAUUAAACUUUUCAAAUAAUAAUCACAGUACACUGAUACGACACUCUAUGCAACAACGAAACGGUCCCGGAAUCAGCCUAAAAAGGUACAGUCCCCGCACACGGUUGCAAAGCGUUGAGCGAAUGACGACGCUAUGUACCAAAAAGUAUCGUUACACUGUGCAUACCUUCGCCAUUUCUGCCACUGUAUAUAACAUACCCUCUCGUUAUUAUAUACCGUGCCGUAUCAAUGUACUUUUAUUUUUGCCAAAAAAUAAUAAUAAGACACAGCCUUCUUGUUCAUGACGUCGCAUAAAGUAACGUCAAAAUGGCACAAAGUUAUUGUAAACUAUACUGUAAUUACGUGUGUAUUAUAUGAAAAUAAAGUUUCUUACGGACAUAUGAUAAUCAUUUUAUAAAAACAUAUACCUUAUUAAAGAACUUUGAGGGAUAUCUUUUAAUUUGAACACGGGGCCAAAUUUGGCCCCAAACGCACUGAGUCCUUUCAAUUGGCAGAAUUCACGGGAAAAUGUAACAUUGGUAGAUAGAUAUAUAUACAUUAAUACAUUUCUUAGUGAUGACUAAAAUCAUAAGAAACAAAAUCGAUAACAAAUAAAUAUGUUACAUAAAUUGGUGGAAACCACGCCUUUCAUAAACCAUAGGCACCUGAAGUAUGGGAUUUUACACCCCCUCCCCACUUUUUUGAUAAUUUAUUUUUGUGGCAACACUUUCUCUGAAAUGUGUGAAUUCCCUGUCUAUCUCAUACCUCUUUUGAUUUAUGUAAUCGUUUCACGCCUUUUGUAAGCUUUAGAGAUUGUCCUUUUACCAGUAUGCGGUAUGAUAAAAUGAAUCAUUGCCAAAAAAAACCUCCAAGAACCCCCCCCCCCCAAAAAAAAAAAAACAAAAAAAAAAAAACUCAAACUAAGGGUUAGACUAGUAAUAUCCAUACAUCGGGCAUAGAAAAAACCCAAAUGAAUAGAUAGAUAAAAUAAAAAAGAGCAAAAACCUACUGUAAUAUAUGAUUAAAGUCUUGUAUAAUGUUUAAUACUUAUAUCAUAUUUGGGAGCGAAAACACAUCAGAGGUGAAAUGUUGUAUGACGAAACCAUUUGCUACCGGUUCGGUCAAUGAAAAAAAAAAAAAAAAAAAAAAAAGAAAAAAAAAAAAAGAAAAGAAAGGAACAACAUAAACUGGUUCCCCGCUGAUUGGUGCCACACAAACAAGAGUAGCUACAUAUGUAUGUCAACAGGGUACCAGUUUAAAAACAAUAUGGCAUCAUUGAAAGCUAAUGAGAAGGCAUCAGCAAGUUCCUUUGCUCCAGAUAGGGAAACUACUCCACCAUCUGAAUUUGUGUUUUACAGGGAUAUUCCUCAAAGCACUUCUGACUGGACUGAACGUCAUCUAGAUCAUUUGCAAAUCACUGCAUUGCAGUCCAGGACUUUUACACCGAAAGAAAUAUUGUCGUGCGUUGUGAACGAAACUGUUGAAAGAAGAGUACAGAAAGUUCAUAAACAUCUGAUGAAAUAUAUGCCAGCUGGUUUGAGAGCUAUUGAUUUUGAUGACUUUAAUGCUAUACAGCAUGAUAAAUGUAGUUCCAUUUUGUACAAUGCUAACAGACACAAGAUGUCGAGUUUUAAAAUCGAGUCUCUGGCGGAUUAUGCUGAGCAGGACUGGUGUGAAUCGUUUAGAAUUAAUGGUGAGCAGUUCUGCAGACAGCUGAUUUACAUGAUAUGGCAGAAAGAAAGAGGAAUCACUAUAUCAGACGAGAUGUUCCGACAGCUGUUUCAACAUUUCACGGCCAUGUUUGGACUGCAUGGGAUUGCACGACCCUGUUUACAGCCACAGACUCUAACACUUGAGAGAAGUGAUGUUAGUGUGUGUUCUACCCCAGAUGUCAUUUUCUAUGACCUUCCAAACUGUGAAAAAGAAAAUUCUAAAAUUUUUGCUAUUUGCAAGGUAAAAAGAAAGAUGGAACCUGAACUUGAACCUUCUCCACCAAAACGAAGACAUUGUGACACAGAGAAGAGGGUUGACCAUCUGGACACAGGGGUGCUGGGCCGGCACGGAGGCGACCUCCUCGUUCACUAUUCAUCAAAAUCGUCAAAACAACAAGGACUCCUUGGCCUUAUUGUGCAAGGCACCUAUGUUACGUUCACACACUUCUCCUGUAAUGAGCUGGACCUUGAAGCCAUCCAGCGAGGGGAUCCCUCAUUCCCAGAAGGGACAGGUCCAGUGAUUAGGUUUAGUCAGCCCUACAACAUUCUUAAAGCUGAAGAUCGAUUGCAUAUCAUUGAACCGUUUCUUAAACUAGGCUUUGUUCAAUCUACCGGGUGAAUUAUAGUCCUGUUUUUAUGUAUUGAUUUAAGGCCAUUAAUUGUUUAUAGAGCCUCAGCUAUGAAAUAGUAAACUGUUUCGUAUGGUCUGUUGUACUCUGGGAAUGACUGGUUAGGUUCCUGAACUUUUGAGGAAGUAUUCCUAUGCUAUAUGUACAUGUACAUCAGUUUGAUUAUCAGUAUGUUUAUCAUUGCUUUAUAUUAGGUGCAUGUGGUUGAUAUUCAGAGGUCACCAGGGCAAACAUCAUGGUUUUAUGUGUAACAAGAAAGAUGAUUGGUUUACUUCUUUACUGGCAUGAGCUUAAUGCGGGUGACUUUUUCUGUUCCAUUACCUCACCUGAGCUGAAAGCUAAAGUGAGCUUUUUUGAUCACCUCUUAUUCAUCUUUUGUAAACUUUUCACAUUUUCAUAAUCUUCUCCAAAACCACUGGGCCAAUUUCAAUCAAAGAUAGUAAAAAUCACCCAUGGGUGAAAGAGAUUUGAGUUUGUUCCAUUAAAGGGCCAUGCCCCCUUCAGGGGGGGGGGGGGGGGGGGGGGGUAAUCAAGAAAAGGCAAAAAUAGUGUGGGGUUCUUCUCAAGAACACUUGGCCAAAAAAGUUCAAAUUAACAUGAAAGCCUCCUGACAGGGAGCAGAUUCAGGUUUGUUGAAAUCAUGAGCCUCGGAGGUCGGAUGGGGCCACAAUAGGGGAAAAUCUUUGCUUGCAAAUAUAUAGGAAAAAUGAAGAAGUUUUAUAAUUGAUUAAAUUUAAAUUAAUUAAAACAAAUUCUUUACCGGAGUAGAUCUAGUAAGACCUCACUAAAUCAUAAAUGCGAAUGUUCCCCAAGUUGUGCGGAUUGAAGUUUUUUUUAUGCCCCAGCGACUAUAGUCAAGAGCAUAUUGUUUUGUCCUGUCUGUCGUUUUGAAACUUUAAAGUCAUUCUCAUGACUUGACCUUGAAGUUUGACCUACUUUUAAGAAAGUCUAACCUAUUCAAUAACUGCAUAUAAAUUCCUACAUGUAAAUGGUAAGGCCUUACAGUGUAUAUUUUAUGCAUGAUCUCUGACCUUGUGAUCCUGACCAUGUAGUUUGAUCUUUUCAAACUUUGACCAUACUCAUAACUUUUGAAUAGUGAGUAAUAGGACUCAUAUUUCAUAUCUGCAUUCCUCUUGGCAAUUUUGUUUGUACUAAAGUUUCUAACAUUGUGACCUUGAUCUUGGAGUCUUAUCUACCUUUAAGAUAACCUAAACUAUUACUUGUACACUGAACAACUUAAGGCUUUUAUAUUUUGUAUGUAGAUUCUUUAAAAAAAUCCCAACAACAGGCCCAAGGUGACUCAGGUGAUCAAUGUGACCCAUUGUUCUCUUGUAUCCGAGUUAGUAAAGUUCUACAAAGUUCUAGAUCAGUAAAUGCAUUGAAGUGCAGUGAGGAGAUUUUUUAUUGGAGUACUAUAUUGAAAUUCAUUUUGAAUGCAUUCUCUGACAAACAUUCAAUACAUGUGAAAUAAUUGAAUGCUCAUUGACAGAUAGUUGAUGAUUGUUAUCAAGUAUAGAAAACAGUAAAGAUAUAAAAUUUAAAGUAAUUUCUUGCAUUAGUGUAUUCAGUGUUAGUGACUAGAACAUUCACUUAGUAGUUUGUGAUCAGGAUGUUGUUGCGUUGAGUUCUGCUGGUACUGUGGCCACGUCAAACCAUUACCAAAAAUCAUAGCCAGUGACUAUCUUUGCCAAUUGAUCAACAUUUGAAAUUCAGAAUUCCCAGUCAUUUGGAUGAGACCUAGAGAAAACCUGGACCCCGUGUUGCGACAGUUGGUUGCAGUCAUCAGCACCACGUGGCUCUUAAAGCUGACAUGAAUUCAUGGAUAUAUGAGAAUUAGAAUAUAUGCCAUGCUUCUUAAGUUAGAUGAAUAUUCUAUUGUUAUAUGUAUCUGAUAUGCGUGCAAUGUAAAGACAAAGUGUACUUUGCUACACUUUGCAUCUGUGUGCAAGAUUUUCAUUAGUUUGUGGACAAACUUGGCAGAUGCACAUCAUGUUUAUUGGUGAUCAGGCCAUAUGAAAUUGUAUGCAUCUAGUACAAUGCUUUUGCCACCACAGUUUGGAAACUAUUAGUAACUAUUAACUUUAUAUUUUGAAUGAAGUUAAUGAAAAUAAUAUACAUGUAAUUUGCUCAUUGGUAAAUGAUUUAUCCACAUUUAUUGCAUAUGAUUAUUAAAAAUACUUUCAGGCUACUGACAGGGAUUAAACUUAACCAAAAAAUUAUGGUAGUCAGCUGGGUCCCUAAAAAUCAGAUUGUGGUUGCCCAGGUUAAAAAUUGGUUGCCCAGAUGAAAAUUGAUGUAACAGAAAGUAAACAAUGCCAAACGUUUAUUCAAACGCCAAUAAAAAAAAUUAACCACUCUCGAUCAGUUGUCCAUGAUAUCUGAAACUUCCUUUUGUUCGUUUCGUAUUGUUGUAACUUCUGAAAUAUGCCUUUAAAUCUUCUGAAUUCACUUUUCUCUUCUCCGGCGUCUUCACACCUUGUAUAUAUCGCCACGUUUAGUUGUCAUUUAGUAACUUGGAAACGAUCAAAUAUCUGUGUAAACUGCUGUAUUAAAGCGUUUAAAUGCACUGAUUUCGUAAUUGAACUCAAAGCGGAAAAACGUAUGUAAAUCAAACCGGCAGUAAACGGAAAAUAUCAAUCGUCAACCUGGGCAACUGAAAUACGAAUUCUGCUUGCCCAGUCGAAUUUUCGAAUGGCGACUGGGCGAGCUUUAAUUUUAAUCCCUGACUAUUGACAAACAAGUUGAUGUUAUAGGCGUUUCAACAGUCUCAUUGAAAGUCAACAUUUCGUAAAUUCUCUAAUCAUACUGAUCUAAUGUGCCAAUACAACCUGUCAUUGGGUUAAAUGCUGUCUGGUGUGUUUCAUACCAAUUGUUAGCAUGUUCUUUAUACACUGAUUUUGACUACGAAUUGUUAUGUAAAAGGGCUCUGGGCAGAUGUAACCAGUCGACAGGUGAUGCAUACUCUUCAUAGGCAUCUAAUCCAACCUCUGGUAUAUCCAGGGGUUGGUGUACACCCAACUCUUAAUUUUGUAUUCCUUAAUAUAGAAGUUAUGAGAUUGAUCACUGUUCGUUAUCUUCACCUUUUCAUGCUAGCGUGUUAAGUUUUUAGCUCACCUGAGCUGAAAGCUCAAGUGAGCUUUUCUGAUCACCCGUAUUCCGGCGUCCGUCCGUCCGUCUGUCCGUCCGUCUGUAAACUUUUCACAUUUUCAACUUCUUCUCAACAACCACUGGGCCAAUUUCAACCAAAGUUGGCACAAAACAUCCUUAGGUAAAGGGAAUUCUAAAUUGUUAAAAUAAAGGGCCAGGCCACCUUCCAAGGGGAGAUAAUCAAGAAAAGGUAAAAAUAGGGUAGGGUCAUUAAAAAAUCUUCUUCUAGAGAACCACUGAGCCAAAAAAGAUGAAAUUUAUAGAUAAGCUUUAUUAGGUAGUGCAGAUUCUAAAUUGUUAAAAUCAUGGCCCCCGGGGGUCGGAUGGGGCCACAAUAGGGGGUCAAAGUUUUACAUACAAAUAUAUAGGGAAAAUCUUUAAAAAGCUUCUUCUCAAGAACCACUGAGCCAGAAAAGCUGAGAUUUAUAUGAAAGCUUCCUUAUAUAAUGCAAAUUUUAAAUUGUUAAAAUCAUGGCCCCCGGGUGUUGGAUGGGGCCACAAUAGGGGAUCAAAGUUUUACAUACAAAUAUAUAGGGAAAAUCUUUAAAAAUCUUCUUCCCAGAACCACUGAGCCAGAAAAGCUGAGAUUUAUAUGAAAGCUUCCUUAUAUAAUGCAGAUUCUAAAUUGUUAAAAUGAUGGCCCCCGGGGGUCGGAUUGGGCCACAAUAAGGGGUCAAAGUUGGGUUGUUGUUUUUUUCGGUUUCUUUUUUUUUUUUUUUUUUUUUUUUUUGAUAUAGUGCAGAUUCAAGUUCGUUAAAAUCAUGGACCCCGGGGAUUGAAUGGGGCCUCAAGGGGGGCCUCAAAGUUUUACAUACAAAUUUAUAGGAAAAAUCUUUUAAAAUCUUCUUCUCAAGAACCACUGAGCCAGAAAAGCUGAGAUUUAUAUGAAAGCUUCCUGAUAUAGUGCAGAUUAUAAAUUGCUAAGAUCAUGGCCCCCGGGGGUCGGAUGGGGCCACAAUAGGGGAUCAAAGUUUUACAUACAAAUAUAUAGGAAAAAUCUUUAAAAAUCUUCUUCCCAGAACCACUGAGCCAGAAAAGCUGAGAUUUAUAUGAAAGCUUUCUGAUAUAGUUCAGAUUCAGGUUUGUUGAAAUCAUGCCCCCUGGGGUAGGAUGGGGCCACAAUAGGGGAUCAAAGUUUUACAUACAAAUAUAUAGGGAAAAUCUUUAAAAAUCUUUUUCUCAAGAACCAUUGGGCCACAGAAGUUCAUAUUUACAUGAAAGCUUUCUGACAUAGUGUAGAUUCAAGUUUGCAAAAACCAUGGCCACCAGGGGUAGGUUUGGGGUCAUAAUAGGGACUACGGUUUUACAUGCAAAUAGAUAUGGAAAAUCUUCUGAUAUGGACCAAGGUGACUCAGGUGAGCGAUGUGGCCCAUGGGCCUCUUGUUCUUCAUAUUUUCACCCACCGAUCCAAAACUUUUAUGUGAUCCUUUACUAAUCAUUGUAAUGUUGAGCACUGUGUGUUGUUUUAGUGUGUUUUUUAUUCAAUGAACUACUUUUGGAGAUGUGCCUCAGUCGAUUCAUGCUAGAUAUAGUCCCUAAAAUGUUCUACUUUCUCAUCUUCCUGUGCACUAACCGUUCACAGUUUAGUAGAAAACAAAUGUAGUGAGAAUAUAUGGUUAGAAGUUUUUAAUAUCGGACUUUUGAGACAGUAAUCUCGCAAUACAAGAAUACAGCGAUUUUUAAAAGAUCUCAUCCAUGCACUAAAUGAUUAUUGUUAAUUGAUAAAAUAUUGUCAAUAUAUCUAAAAGUGGUGAAAGCCACAGCAACAGACUUUAUCUUAUGAGGCUUUUGAAUAAAUUUUGCUGAACAUAAGAAUAUAAAACAUAUCAGCUAAUAAAAGAACACAAUUCGUGCCCAUGGGAUUCCAACAUGCUGUUGAAAGACCUGAUCAUUAAAAAUUAUGAAGAUAUUGUCAAUAACGAACUCCAUCAUCUUUAUAAUUUCAACUUCAGAGUACGUAUGUGACCUAGCAAUUGGUAUGAAACACAUCGGACAGCAUUUAACCUAAUGGCAGGUUGUAUCGGUAAAUUAGAUUGUUAUCCAUAAAAUUUGCAAAAUGCUGACUUUAAACGAGACUGUUGAACCCCCCGUAUCAUCAUCUUAUUUAUCAGUUGCCUGCCUCGAUUUAAAAACUGAUCAUAGACAGAACAAGCUCUUGCGUAUCGAAUCAGUUGAGAGACAUAAACACCAUAUGUAGCAGUUAAUGAAAUAUUGCUAUAUAAAUUUGGGAAGUUGACGAUGGAAAAGUUAAAGUCAUCCCGUUUCUCUUAAAGUUGAAUUGUUAGUUUGCCGUUAACAUCUAUGUUCAAUAAGAUAGCCAGGGAUGAAGCAGAAGUGGACGACGGUGGUGUCAAUUAUUUCGAGUUCACAGGGAUAUAUGGAGUUGACAUAUGAUUGAAAAUGAUUAUUGUUGAUAAAUAAAACGUAGUCGAUAUAUCUCAAUGUCGAGUUGAAGAC
This is a messenger RNA of Ostrea edulis (European flat oyster), 8364 nucleotides long. RefSeq lists its product as uncharacterized. Bases 1656 to 2750 code for a protein of 364 amino acids. Lineage: Eukaryota; Metazoa; Mollusca; Bivalvia; Ostreida; Ostreidae. The transcript is spliced from 5 exons. The record is from RefSeq and is a predicted model, not a curated record.